Molecule: messenger RNA, 1255 nt
Organism: Phlebotomus papatasi
Lineage: Eukaryota; Metazoa; Arthropoda; Insecta; Diptera; Psychodidae
Exons: 1
Coding region: 100-954 (284 amino acids)
Biological process (GO): positive regulation of ligase activity; double-strand break repair via nonhomologous end joining; response to X-ray
Cellular component (GO): nucleus; DNA ligase IV complex; DNA-dependent protein kinase-DNA ligase 4 complex
Molecular function (GO): DNA binding
Source: RefSeq, a predicted model, not a curated record
UUUUCGUAAGUAACAAUGGAUUACGUCAGUUUUUUACGCAUUCAUUGAUAAACAAAGCAGCCCUUUAAAAACGGUUUUUGUUCGGAAAAGUCUUUUAAAAUGGAGAGUGAAAGUGUGGAGAGUUUGCAUUUUGUCAAAAUCCGUUUAUCAGACGGUCGGAGAAUCUUCCUGAAGACCGAGUGGACAGAAACAGGAAUAGACAUCCUGGCAAUUGAUGAGGAUUCAGAGGAGAAGUCUGCAUGGAAGGGCUUUCUGCCAAAAUGGGAAAUUGAAAGUAAAGCCAGAGAUUUGGAAGUUCCUUUUGAGGAUUUCUACAGCAAUACCAGAAAAGCUUUAACUACAAUUGAUGAGAGAUUUACUUACGAAAUUGCUGAAGGGUGUUUUCAGUGGACCAAAAUUGGGGAAGUUAAAGUUAUCUAUGGAUCGGCGAAUAUGAAAAAAUUACCUGAGAGUCCUGAGAUUGAUAUCAGGGAUAAGAUGAUGGAUGUUGUGAGUCAGUUGAGGAGGAAACUGGAGGGAAUGUCUGGAGAUUUGGAGAAGCUUGGGAAAGAUUGUGAAAUGUACGCUAAAGAAUUGGAUUUAGAGGUUAAAAGUAGAAAUGAUCGGGAGGAUGAAUUACUGUCCAAGGUUGUACUUAUGCUGAAUUCUAAGAAAAGACGAAUAGCUGCCUUGGAGGAUUAUUUAAAGAAGAAUUGCUCGAGGGAAAGUAUUUCGCAGGAUAGCGAAGUUGAUCAGGAUUCUGUGCCAAAUAUUGGGAAAUACUCACAGGAUUCGGAUCCUAGUUCCCAGGAGAUGAACAUUAGAUCGAUUCCCAAGAGGCAGAAGAUCUCAGAGCGACUUCCUGCAGUUACUUUGACGAGGAAUGCAGAGAAAGUGUCAGCAAAGGUGUCAAAUGCAGCAGAAGUGGACACGAUUUACAAUAAGGACACUCUCGAUUUGGAUUUAAUUAAUUAAAUUUAUUUACCGAAUGUUGAAAACUAGUUGAGAUACCACUGGAAUUUUAUAAGAGCUAUGAUCUAGUUGGCAUUAAAUAGAAAUCGCAGAUUUUGUUGAAGAAAGAACCAGCCAAUGGGAAGCCAGGAACGUUCCGCCAUAUUGGAAAUGCCUGUUUCCUAUUGGCUGAUGGUUUUUUCUUCUGUAAUAAAUUUUUGUUUUUUAUUUAAUGCGAAUUAGAAUUAUAAAUAUAAGUUUUUUUGUAAGAAAUAUUCAGCUAAAAAAAUUGGAACAAUGCAAAAUAUAAUUUACACACAUUCUA